AUGGCUGCAUUCCCAUUAGAUCCUCGCCUUGCAAAAGUUAUUCUGGUAUCAAAGGACUUGAAUUGUUUAGAAGAAAUCCUCAGUAUUGUUUCAAUUCUUUCUGUUGAUUCAUUAGUGUUUAAUCCACAAACAAAGCGUGAAGAAGCCCUGGCAGCAAGGAAAAAAUUUGAAUCUGCUGAAGGAGACUUCAUAACUUACCUCAACAUCCUUCGAGCUUUUAAGGCUUCAGCUGGUAACAAGAAAUGGUGUCGAGAAAAUUUUGUCAAUACAAAGAAUGCCAAUAUGGCUUUGGAAGUCCGUCGACAGUUGAGAGGCAUCUGUCAGGAUCAAGGAAUGCAAUUUACCUCUUCUUCCCGGGAUUCAAAUGCUGUCAGAAAAUGUUUGGUGGCUGGUUUCUUCAUGAAUGCUGCUGAGCUUAACAAAGAUGGAAAUUAUAUUACUUUAUCAACCCGAAAAAUUUGUUCAAUCCAUCCGUCAUCUUCAUUAUUCAACUGUAAACCUGCAUAUGUUAUUUACAAUGAGUUGGUGCAAACGACAAAGUGUUACAUGAGGGAUGUGUGUGUUGUAGAUCCAGAUUGGCUGUAUGAUGCUGUUCCUAGUUAUUUCAAGAAGAAAUAA
Messenger RNA from Acanthosepion pharaonis, 618 nucleotides. NCBI's taxonomy places the organism in Eukaryota, Metazoa, Mollusca, Cephalopoda, Sepiida, Sepiidae. The record is from the annotation of a GenBank genome assembly.